AUGGCCAGCAUCGCCUCCUUCUCCGUGAACUCGGCAGCCCCUGGCGCCGCCGCACCAGCGCCCGCCCCUGCCACGCUCGUUGUCUCAGGCAUCUCGGCUGUCGCAGAGUGGUCAGAGCCGGCGUUGCCGGACUUUGCUCCACCAUCCCCAACCCCCCGGCGCAACCGCUCGUCGAUCAAGUCGAUUUCCAUCUCGUCGCCGGGCGACCAGCUCCGCGCCAGAUUACGCAGUCUCAGCGAAAUUGAUACACCUGGCGAUGGCACGCCCGCGGCCGCCCUCGCUGCUCUGACGUCGCGCCCUCCCUCGACGAUCAGUGCGUCCCCUCAGCCGCCAAGCACACCCAGGCGCGGCGGCACACCUGCGCGCGACAGCGUCACUCCAACGGGCGCGGUUGGGGUCACCCCAACAGCAACCUUCCCCCUCUCGCCCACACCUACGCGCCGCCACCGCCCCAGCAGCAUGUUGGGCCACAACUUCCGACACUCAAUGCCUGACCCCCUCCUCCUCAUCCCUGACGCAAUUGAGCGCCCAGCCUACCGCCCCACCACAAGCCGCCUCCGCCAGCCCGCCCAGCUGAGCAUGGGUGAGACUGCGGCUGCCCGAGACUCUUUCAUCCAGCCCAGAAGCCGGCGCCCCAGCACCAUGACGCUCCACCUCGAGCCGGCCUCGCCUCCUCGCCGUGGAUCGGCGACUGCUCUCGAGCUGCCCCUUUCUCCCAUCAUGACAUCGAGCCCUGGCAGCCUCGUGAGCGACAAUGGAACGUCGAGCCCCACCACAUCUGUUGAGAGCCUCACGCUCGGCAUCCCCUCGCUCUCGCUCGACACGACCGUCCGCGUCGCGGACAAGUGGCGCCGCGACAUUCCGGACCCCAGCACGUCGUUCCGCAUCUUCGGCGAGGAGUCGAUCGACUCGGAGCGGUUCUUGGACUUUGAUGACAUUUAA
This is a messenger RNA of Vanrija pseudolonga, 942 nucleotides long. RefSeq lists its product as uncharacterized. The coding region runs from base 1 to 942 and encodes 313 amino acids. The transcript has a single exon. NCBI's taxonomy places the organism in Eukaryota, Fungi, Basidiomycota, Tremellomycetes, Trichosporonales, Trichosporonaceae. The record is from RefSeq and is a predicted model, not a curated record.